Marchantia polymorpha subsp. ruderalis is the source of this 1532-nucleotide messenger RNA. Lineage: Eukaryota; Viridiplantae; Streptophyta; Marchantiopsida; Marchantiales; Marchantiaceae. The record is from the annotation of a GenBank genome assembly.
UGAAAGUUGUUUUUUCACUUGAUAUCUAUGGUGAGGCGAAUGCAUCAAAAAAUUUGAUGCAUCCAUUGUCUUCUGUGCGAACACGAGACAGAGCUUGCAUGAAGCCAUUCUCGUUGCCGCGAGUUGUGGGUAUCGCAGUCAUUCACUUGCGUUCGUGCCAUGAAGCUCGAGGCUUGGCGAAUUGUCAGCGGAUUGGGUUGGGCAUGGUACUCUGCGACUGGGGUACUCUGCGAUUGCGGCUGCAACUGAAUCAAGCACAAUUUAGCGAUCGGGGACAGUUCGCAGAUCGUUGUGGUCGAGUGAAUGAGGCUGUAAAUGAAUGGGCACGAGAGUUCGUAGUCAUGUGAUUUGAAUUUCUUUGUGGAGAUUUGGCAAGAAAAUUGGUAGCAAUGGCGGAUCCGGCUAACCCGAACGACGAUGCUUUGGCCAAGGCGUUGCAAUCUCUCUUUGUUAGCUUCGCGAGCGUUGUUCAAGGCGAGCUUCAGUGCUCAAACAACGAGUAUGACUUACUAAAGAGCAUGAACAUGAGGACAGCCACAGAGUACGACAAUUAUGGAGAUUUUGCCUCGGGAUUGAGUUCUUUUGUGGAGAGACUGAAACAGAAAAAUGAACGUUUCAACCAGUACUUGGAAGACAUGGAGGUCAUUGACAAACAAGUCACUGAACUGGAAGCGCUUGUAUCUACUCUCGACAACUACACGAGCAAUCUUCACUCGCAGAUUAAGAGUAACUCAAACCACGGAAUCAGACAGCAACAGUCUGGGACCUGUUGCCCGUGAUUGUGCCCAUAGGAGAGCGUGUUUUAAUAAGGGAAGCUGGCUUUAGAUCGACAGACUGAAAAGAAUCAGACUGGCGCCGUCCUCCUGCUUCUCACAUAGUCAAUGAGUUCCCGAUUGAGAGAUGUGUGUGCUCUUGACAAUACGGAAUAUUUCAACUUCGAUUGUUUGAUGUUUCCCAUCUUUUCAAAGCGUGGGUUAUCCUGACUUGCGCCGUGGGGUUGCUGUAAAACAGACUGCUGUUAAGGGUGAAAGUACCUUUCUUCAAAACUCAAAGACAAGGCUACGAGGAUUCGCACACACUCCUUUCCCCUGAGGGCUCACCUCUCUUGACUCUUAUUUCUCUUCACCGUCGGAUCUUUUUCCUUGGCUGGGAGUUUGAUUUGGAGAGAGGUCUGGCCUAUUCAACUAGUUGCACUCUACAAAUCUUGUAAACUCAGGUACCGUUUGUAAAGUCUAGAUUAUGAAGUCCGGUUGGUCUUAAGGUUCAGGUCUCGGAAGUUGGUCAAGUAUAAUUGAAGGUAUCGAGGUGUGUCAUUCCGUGUGACCUGUACAGAAGUUCUUUAUGUGGUCAAAAUUUAUUAUGACCAUUGCUGUAUAUAUAUAUUUAUGAUCGCAUAGCAUGUAACAAGCUACUUUCUUAGCACAAUAUAUGGAGCUGCCUGGUGCAUCGCAAAUUUCAACCUGAUCUCCGUGAAUGUACUAGAUUCUAGAGUUUCUGAAAGUAUUGAUUUUGUGAUCACUUUUUAGAAAAUU